AUGACUCAGAAUGCAUACUGCCAUUGUUUGGACAUCGGACGUGGCUUGGGAUAUGCUCCGGCUAUUAUCGCGGAAAAUGAGCUCGGUUGCGGAGCCGCUCUUGCGGCGGAUAUAGCUUACGGUCCUGGUUUCGCUCCUGACAUGGCGUACGGAUAUGGAUACGGUCUCGCUGGUCCAGCUACUCUGGCAGGUCCUGCUGCGUAUGGUGCAGGCCCGGCUUAUGUCGGCGCUGGUAUACGAGACAUAGCGGUCACUGGCGAGAUGUCAGUCGUCGGUAGUUCUCUUGUCGCAGGUUAG
This is a messenger RNA of Parnassius apollo (apollo), 297 nucleotides long. The record is from the annotation of a GenBank genome assembly. NCBI's taxonomy places the organism in Eukaryota, Metazoa, Arthropoda, Insecta, Lepidoptera, Papilionidae.